Molecule: messenger RNA, 690 nt
Organism: Neospora caninum
Lineage: Eukaryota; Apicomplexa; Conoidasida; Eucoccidiorida; Sarcocystidae
Exons: 1
Coding region: 1-690 (229 amino acids)
Biological process (GO): CDP-diacylglycerol biosynthetic process
Cellular component (GO): plasma membrane
Molecular function (GO): phosphatidate cytidylyltransferase activity
Source: RefSeq, a predicted model, not a curated record
AUGCUCCUCGCCGUCCUGCAAGCAAAUCCGCCCAGUCGCGACGAAGCUCCAGGCGCAUGCGCCGCCGAGAAAAGCGCGACAGAUCCUCGCCGUGAAGGCACCAGGAAUCGAGACGAGGUUCAAACGCUCGCGCCGGUCGUCCCGUCCUCGGGACCGCAGGAGACUUCAAGCACACGCUGGCGACACGUCGCGUCGCGCUUGCUGUCUGUGCUGCAUGCGCACGUGGCGGGAGCUCGGCGUCUGCAUGCAAACGCGCAAGCAUUGACACCGGUGUGCGAGGCUCCUCUCGCUCUCUCGCCCGCUCUUCCACCCCCGUUUGGUUGCGGCCGGUCUUCCUCUGUGUUUGCGUCUUCGCUGCUGCGCGCCUCAGUCCUUCGCUUCGGCUUCUCGCCGCUCUUGCUCGGCGCAGGCUCUCUCGCGGGGAUCCUCCUGUCUCUGGUGGGCGUCUUGGGCGAUUUGACGGCGAGUCUCGUGAAACGCGACGCCGGAGUGAAAGACAGCGGAACGCUGCUGCCGGGUCACGGCGGAUGGCUGGACCGCACAGACUCCUACUUGCUGGCAGCCCCGCUCGCGUACGUGAUCAGUCUUCUCACCCAAGAAUUUUGCGCAUCUGUCUUGAAGCGAAACGCGCUCCUAAGAGAUGAUACCAAACCCGAGGGCGAGGUUGAAGGCUUAGCGACGUCGACGUAG